Mercenaria mercenaria is the source of this 867-nucleotide messenger RNA. RefSeq lists its product as uncharacterized. The coding region runs from base 340 to 786 and encodes 148 amino acids. NCBI's taxonomy places the organism in Eukaryota, Metazoa, Mollusca, Bivalvia, Venerida, Veneridae. The record is from RefSeq and is a predicted model, not a curated record. The transcript has 4 exons.
UAUAUCUUAAAGUCUCGAAAAAUUCAAGAGCAUAAAAUUUAUCAUUUCGACGUAAGAUAUUUCGUCGUAGCCGAAAUUACGUAAUUGACGUCGGCGUCAUAACGUUGCGGUUAACAGGGACAACGACGUCAAUAGAUAAAACGGAAACGCAAUGGCUAGCACGGAAACCUUUUCAGAUAUGAUCAACUACUCGGGGACCCCCACUCAUCAACCGUUGUGACUCGGAUCAAAACGACAACUACUUUUGACAAUGCAUUCCAUAUUUGGCUAAAUUCAAAGAAAAGAAAGCGUACAUCUAGAUGUGACGCAGACGGACUUCCUGCAGCAAAGCGUCCACGGAUGAUGUCCUGGGCAUCAAAAAGACUCGAGCAAAAGUCUUGGGAAUGGCGCGAAAGGAGAAGGAAAAUUGCUUUAGGUAUAGUACUUUACUGGGAAGCUCAGAUGCGAGAUAUCCGCAGAAUGGCACGCAAGAGAGCAAGUACUGAGAUGUACGCCGACUACAUGGGCCUCGUGAAAUCUAAAUACAUGAAGAUGCUUCAAGGAAUACCAUCCCAGCCAUCAUCACCAGCAGUUUCAUCAGCAGGAAUACAAGCAGUUCUAAAAACAACAGAAACAACCGCAAGAGUACAAGGAGCUGUCACAAAAGAAGUAUCAACCCCUACACAGAAACGAAGAUUGAUUAAAAGGUUGUCGGACAAUGCUGAAGCAGAGGAAGCUCCACAGGUCAAGGUCACUCCUACUCCUCGUAGGAACGGAUGGCGUAGGAAAGGAGAGAAGAGAAGCUGACUUGUUUACACUUAGAAUCUGUAUUUUUUUUUAAUUUUGGAGUUGCCAAGUAGCAAUUAGUAAUAGAACACACUUCUCAAG